This is a messenger RNA of Cynocephalus volans (Philippine flying lemur), 1903 nucleotides long. RefSeq names its product optineurin-like. The transcript has a single exon. Lineage: Eukaryota; Metazoa; Chordata; Mammalia; Dermoptera; Cynocephalidae. The coding region runs from base 123 to 1847 and encodes 574 amino acids. The record is from RefSeq and is a predicted model, not a curated record. Gene Ontology annotation, molecular function: K63-linked polyubiquitin modification-dependent protein binding. Gene Ontology annotation, cellular component: cytoplasm; nucleus; Golgi apparatus. Gene Ontology annotation, biological process: regulation of canonical NF-kappaB signal transduction; Golgi ribbon formation; protein localization to Golgi apparatus.
GCUGCCCGCACCUCGCCGUCCCCGCCAUCCGCAUCUGGCUCCGAGCCCUCCCCCGCGCGGCACGAUGCCAAGGAAGCAGUGACCCCGAGAGAGGCCGAGUGCUGGCGGCUGGAAGUGCUGCCAUGUCCCACCAACCUCUCAGCUGCCUGACUGAAAAGGGGGACAGCUCCAAUGAGACCACAGGAAAUGGACCUCCCAACCUGGCUCACCCAAACCUGGACACAUUCACCCCAGAGUUGCUGCUCCAGCAGAUGAAGGAGCUUCUUACUGAGAACCAUCAGCUGAAAGAAGCCAUGAAGCUGAAUAAUCAAGCCAUGAAAGGACGAUUUGAGGAGCUUUCAGCCUGGACAGAGAAGCAGAAGGAAGAGCGCCAACUUUUUGAGAUACAGAGCAAAGAAGCCAAAGAGCGCCUCAUGGCCUUGAGUCAUGAAAAUGAGAAAUUGAAGGAAGAGCUUGCAAAACUAAGAGGGAAAUCAGAAAGGUCGUUUGAGGACCCCACUGGUGGCGCCAAGCUGCCCAAGGCAGAAGCAGAGCAGGAAGCUGAGCAGCUGAAGACCCAGGUGGCACGUCUCCAGGCUGAAAAGGUAGACCUGCUGGGCAUUGUGUCUGAGCUGCAGCUCAAGCUGAACGCCGGCAGCUCCUCGGAAGACUCCUUUGUGGAAAUUAGGAUGGCUGAAGGACAAGCAGGAGGGGUAAUAAAAGAAAUCAAGACCAGUCCCGGGCUCACAAGAACAGACUCCGUUGACACAAGCAGAUCUGCAGAAGGUGCCAGGAAUUAUUUGGAAUUUGAAGAAUUAACUGUGAGCCAGCUCCUGCUUUGCCUAAGGGAAGGAACCCAGAAGGUGGAGGGCCUUGAAACUGCACUUAAGGAAGCCAAAGAAAGACUUUCAGAUUUUGAGAAGAAAGCAAAUGAUGGUUCUGAAAUUGAGACCCAGACAGAGGGGAGCACAGAAAAGGAGAAUGAAGAGGAGAAAGACACAGAGACGAUUGGAAAGGAAGUGGAAACAUUGAAACUUCAGGUGCCAUCCCUAUUUAAAGAGCUUCAAGAGGCUCAUACAAAACUCAGUGAAGCUGAGUUAAUGAAGAAGAGACUUCAAGAAAAGUGCCAGGCCCUUGAAAGGAAAAAUUCUUUAACCCCAUCAGAGUUGAAUGAAAAGCAAGAGCUUGUUUAUAAUAACAAAAAGUUAGAGCUGCAAGUGGAAAGCAUGCGAUCAGAAAUCAAAAUGGAGCAAGCUAAAACAGAAGAUGAAAAGUCCAAAUUAGCCGUUUUACAGUUGACACACAACAAGCUUCUUCAAGAACAUAAUAAUGCAUUGAAAAUAAUUGAGGAAUUAAGAAGGAAAGAGUCAGAAAAAGUAGAUAAGACAGUGCUUCAGGAAGUAAAUGGAAAACUGGAACUGGCAGAGAAGGCCCUGGCUUCUAAGCAGCUUCAGAUGGAUGAGAUGAAGCAGACCAUCGCUAAGCAGGAAGAGGACCUGGAGACCAUGGCUGUCCUGAGGGCUCAGAUGGAGGUUUACUGUUCUGAUUUUCAUGCCGAAAGAGAAGCAAGAGAGAAGAUUCAUGAAGAAAAGGAGCAGCUGGCAUUGCAGCUGGCAAUUUUGCUGAAAGAGAAUAAUGUUUUUGAAGAUGGAGGCAGUAGGCAGUUCUUGAUGGAAAUGCAGAGCCGUCAUGGGGCGAGAACAAGUGACCCCGACCAGCAGGCUUACCUCGUUCAAAGAGGAGCAGAGGAUAGGAACUGGCAGCAGCUGCAACAGCAGAAUAUUCCAGUUCAUUCUUGCCCUAAAUGUGGAGAAGUUCUGCCCGACAUAGACACGUUACAGAUCCAUGUGAUGGAUUGCAUCAUCUAAGUGUCGAUGUCUCACCUUUCCAAAACUGUUGGUAAAUGUCAGAUUUUUUCCUCCAA